ACUGGCUGAUGGGGCUCAAACUGGUACGAGGUUGGUGGAUGAUCACAUGAUAACAAUCCAGUGGGCAGGAGCCUGGUUCAAACCCGCCAUUUUCCUGGAACUCCUGAUCCUUUUCGGCAGAGGAAGAAAGAGGAUUUGAACCCUGGGUGGCGAUAGCUGCCCAAGUGACCGCCGAGCCCGUAAAUAAGAAAAACUCAGAGCAGCCCGUCCCGAACGGGGCUCUCCUUUCCCGGGUUUCCAGUUUACUUUUUGUUUUUUUUUGUUGUGUGGUUUCUCUUUCUAACCUUUCUUUUUGGUCUGCCUGGCUGGGGUGGCUCCGUGAGAGGGAUUUAAACCCCCUCUGUGCGUGAAUCUGCUGCUGGCGAGGAGGGAAGAUGUCGGGACAGAGUAUCACGGACCGGAUUGCCGCGGCUCAGCACAGUGUCACCGGCUCGGCCGUCUCGAAAACCGUAUGUAAAGCCACAACACACGAGAUCAUGGGCCCCAAGAAAAAGCACCUAGAUUAUCUCAUUCAGUGUACAAAUGAGAUGAAUGUAAACAUACCUCAGCUGGCAGAUAGCCUUUUUGAAAGAACUACAAAUAGCAGCUGGGUAGUGGUAUUCAAGUCUCUCAUCACAACUCAUCAAAUGAUGGUUUAUGGAAAUGAGCGUUUUAUCCAGUACCUAGCUUCAAGAAACACCUUGUUCAACCUGAACAAUUUUCUAGAUAAAAGUGGGUUGCAAGGGUAUGACAUGUCUACUUUCAUCCGGCGUUAUAGUAGAUACCUAAAUGAAAAGGCAGUCUCCUACAGGCAGGUUGCUUUUGACUUCACCAAGGUGAAAAGAGGGGCUGAUGGAGUGAUGAGAACAAUGAGUACAGAGAAAUUACUAAAGACUAUGCCCAUUAUACAGAAUCAGAUGGAUGCAUUGCUGGACUUCAAUGUCAGUGCCAAUGAACUCACAAAUGGAGUGAUCAAUGCAGCUUUUAUGCUACUAUUCAAAGAUGCCAUUAGACUUUUUGCAGCUUAUAAUGAAGGGAUCAUUAAUCUAUUGGAAAAAUACUUUGAUAUGAAGAAAAACCAGUGCAAGGAGGCUCUUGACAUAUACAAAAAGUUCCUUACUAGAAUGACCAGGAUCUCUGAAUUCCUCAAAGUUGCAGAACAAGUUGGAAUCGACAGGGGAGACAUACCAGACCUUUCUCAGGCACCAAGUAGCCUUCUUGAUGCAUUGGAACAGCAUCUGGCUUCAUUGGAAGGCAAGAAAGUUAAAGACUCUUCGACAGCUGCUAGCAGAGCUACCACCCUUUCAAAUGCAGUCUCAUCACUUUCUAACACAGGCAUGUCACUCAGCCGAGUAGAUGAAAGAGAAAAACAAGCUGCUUUGGAGGAAGAACAGGCCCGGUUGAAAGCACUCAAGGAACAGCGUUUGAGGGAACUUGCAAAAAAAUCGUAUCCAUCUUCUGCGACAACUGCCGCAUCACCCAGUUCAACUUCGGGUGGAAGUAUCAGCACAACUGCAGCUGUAGACCUCUUCUCAACACCUGGUUCUUCCAACAGCACUUCCAAAGUGCCAAAUGACUUGCUUGAUCUCCAGCCAACAUUUCAGCCAUCCAUGCAAUCUAUCUCAACAAUGCCUCCAGCAUCUAAUACAUGGGGAGAUCCUUUCUCCUCCUCUGGUGCUGGUGAUGAAGCCAUUCCAAGUUUAAAUCCUUUUCUUACGAAAGCUGAUGAAGUUCUAAAUACCACUGUCGCCUUCUCAGAUGGUGUGACCUUUACUUCUAGGACGCAUAGCCAUGAAAUGUUUGAUCAUUUCAAUCCUUUUACUGAGCCAAGUUCUACUGUUGCCACAAAAUAUGAAUACACCCCUCGGAUUGACCGUUUUGUCUCAGAUUCCUUCUGUGGUCCUCCAGCCUAUUCUAAUGCUUCCCAGUUUAGAACUGAGCCCCCUGCUGUAGCUGGUCUAUUUGCAGGGUUCAAUCCCUCACCAGCUACUCAGGCACCAUCAACAACCAGCCUUAAUGUUGACUUUGAGUCCGUAUUUGGGACUAAAUCAGCUUCCACAGCCAACAGCAUCAUUGAUUCUGGUGACUUUGAUGGAUUAGGUGGACUCUUGAAACCAACAAUAGCUUUGCAGAAUCAGUCUCAACCACUUGCAAAGCAGCAACCAGGCAAGCUUGUAGGAGAAGAUUUGGAUUCAUCGUUGGCUAACCUUGUAGGCAACUUGGGAAUUGGAAAUGGAUCCACAAAAAAAAGUGAUCUUCAUUGGAACCAGCCUGGGGAAAGGAAGUUGACUGGAGGAACCAACUGGCAGCCAAAGCUUGCUCCUACUACCACCUGGAAUCCUGCUACAAUGGCUCCCCCCAUAAUGGCUUACCCAGCGACAACACCGACAGCAGUGAUGGGAUAUGGCAUGCCGCCUGCAAUGGGAACUAUGCCUAUGAUGACGCAACAAACAAUGAUGUACACCCAACCAGCCAUGAGACCAUCAAACCCUUUCAGUUCUGUACCUGGAGCACAGAUACACUUUAUGUAAUGGCAUCAAAUGGAACCAUUCCAAGAAGAUAAGUGCUAAGCAGCAACUUUUAUUCUUGCGAAAUCCUCGCUGUUUGUGAAACUAUCUUCCAUAAGGAUGUUCUCAAUAUGGAUAAUAAACAAGAUUGCAGAAUGACCAAGAUGAAAGGUUCAUUGGAAAGCCAAUGUUGAUGUAUCAACUUCAACAGCAAGUGGAAAGGCUUAUUUUGUUUGGCUGAUGACUGAUUCAAUCAUGAUAUUAAAUUGUUCCAACCAAUAAUGCCGUACAAUACCCUGUACAUCAAAUAAUAUGUUCUCAUGCUGAGUGAAACUCUAUUGAUUCAGAAUUGACAGCUUGAAAAAAACAAUAAGAUUUGUGGCUAAGAGCUGCUGGAUUGUAAAUUAUCAGGAUUUGGUGAGGUAUUCUUUGAAAAGCAGCAGUAAAUUAUGUAACUUUUGUAUGUACACCAAGUAUCAAUUUUUCUUUCACCUUCACAAAAUAAUCAUGCUAAAAUUAUUAAUUCAGAAUUUUACUUUUUAUUCAAGUUUGCAGUAGACAUUCCUUGUGUACUAUGUUUGUAUUUAUUUAUGACUGUCAGAUUAAGUAACAAUAUUGCAUCAGAUGCUUUCUGUAAGGAUUAAUGUGAAUGUGCAUGCUUCAUCAGUUAGAUGAAAACAUGGGUUUGAAUGGAAAAUGCAGUUAAUUGAAAGAUGGAGCACUAAAUAUUCUACAACUCAAGUUUACUUAUCCCUUGUACAAUUAUUUGUAGGCAGAUUCACAAUCUUGCAUUUGUAUGGGAUUUAGGAUGAAUAAUGUAUUAAUCAAUGUAGUUAAUUCUGUGCCUAGGAUUUUGCAAUGGAACAGUUAUUGACUUGCAAACUACUACUUUUGUAUUUUGGCAUUAGCAUAAAUGGGAAGGCCUUUCUAUGCUCAGCAUGUCAUUAUUUUACAUCCGAGUUUAAUGCUGCCUUUCCUGACUAGAAUGUAAAGAAUUGCCUUCAGUUCACAAAGAUCCUCUACCUCCAUAGGACUCCAAAUCAUAUGCAGAUCUCAGAACACUUCAAAUAUUUGUUUAAAUGUCCACACAUGGUGUCUUCACUUGGUUGGUUCUGAGAAGACUUGUUUACACAAAGUUGGAUAUGAGGGAAUAGUUUCUGUGUAGAAAUUUUUUAAAAGUAAAGCAAGAUAAAAUGUAACACAAAGCACUGUUGAUCGGUGCUCACUGUAUAUAACAUGAACUCUGUUCACAUGACUGGUGUGAAGGAUAGCUUGAGCUUAAGGCAAUUCAGUACACAAACUUUGCAAAAUUUUGCUGCAUUGUCUUUGCAGAAUAUAUUUUGUUUAAAUGAAAAAAAUGUAUGUUAGGAGAAAAUUUGGUGGAUUUUCAAAUAAAGAGCAGCUUUCACUGACAUUUUGUUACCAA
Molecule: messenger RNA, 3912 nt
Organism: Hemiscyllium ocellatum (epaulette shark)
Lineage: Eukaryota; Metazoa; Chordata; Chondrichthyes; Orectolobiformes; Hemiscylliidae
Gene: picalma
Product: phosphatidylinositol binding clathrin assembly protein a
Exons: 22
Coding region: 375-2510 (711 amino acids)
Biological process (GO): clathrin-dependent endocytosis; synaptic vesicle budding from presynaptic endocytic zone membrane; clathrin coat assembly
Cellular component (GO): synaptic vesicle; clathrin-coated vesicle; clathrin-coated pit
Molecular function (GO): phosphatidylinositol-4,5-bisphosphate binding; 1-phosphatidylinositol binding; SNARE binding
Source: RefSeq, a predicted model, not a curated record